UGAUUACUGACUUGCCGCCAUUGUAUUUUAUAUUAUUACUUAAAGCGCUUUAAUUUUUAUUGGUUGAAAUAUUAUACGCAAAUCAAAUUUGUGAUAACUAAGGUUACUAUAUACGUUUGAUUAUGGAUUCAUUAGAUCUCGUAGCACGGGAGAACGAAUUCAAGAAAUUAAAUAAACAGUUGGAAAAGAAAACGGAAAGCCUAAUGAAAGAAAUUGAACAUGUAAUGCAAAAGCAAGAUAUAUUCUCAGAAUUCUCUCACAACCUCACAUUGAGCCCGGCACACAAAACAAACAGACAUUGCUGUGAAGUUCAAAAAGUAUCAACAGAUAGCAAAGAAACUGUUAAUAACACCAAAAAAAGUAGACCUCUAAGCAAAAAUAAACCAAAAAUAAUUCCAAAUUUAGAAUCCAGAGAUAAUUCUAAUUUUGAAAAAGGAACAAUAGAAAAAACAAAUGAGACGAAUAUGCUUAAAGCGAAACCUUGUUGCUGCCUUUUAUCUAAUAACAAAAAAAUAAAUGAUGAUUUAGAAUUUUUAUAUGCUUUUGUGUCUGUUAAUGUUAAGGAUAAAAUAUUACCUGAAUCGUUUGUGAAAGAUAAAGUGACAACGGAAAAUGUGUGUAAGUUUCUAUCAGCCAAAGUUAAAUUAAUGCAAGAACAAAUAGACAAGCUUCAAGGUACCAUAGACAAGAAGAUAAAACAAUGCGAAGGUCACAUGACUCACAUAGCUGAGUUGGAAAGCGAACGUUUAACUCUUAUAAAUAGAGCAAACAGCAUGAGAUCCGAAACAGCCGAUAUCAAGGCCAAGUGCGCUGUGAUGCAGAAUCGUCUGGACGAAAAGGAACGCCUUUAUAAGGAACAGAGAAGCGACACAGACAGACUGACAUCGGAAGUGAAACAAUUGAAAACUAAAAAUAUAAAUCUGGAAGCAAGAUGCGCGUCACAAGAGGAAGUUAUAUCUAAUCUCAAACAGCAAGUGGAGGCUGCGAAAUUAUAUGAAAAGGAUUUCCGGGAUUCCACACGAUCGCUGGCAACAUCGCACCAAAAUUCCAUAACGCGUUUGGAAGGGAAAAUCAAAAUAUUAUCAACGCACAUUGACAAACAAACGUCGCUGAUUGAAAAUUUGAGGAAACAAAACGCUCUCCUCCUCACCGAGGGCGCUGUGAAAGCUUUGGAACAUGAAUACUGUGAAUUUUUAAACCAGGACUUAUGAAUAACUAUCUUCUUCUUCUUGUGCCUCUCCACUACUGGAGGUUGGCCGUCAGCUCAGCGAAUUUUUCGCGGUCUCGCGCCAAGCGAAAUAGUUUUUCCACGCUGGCGAUCUUCGUCCAUUCACGGAUGUUGCGCAACCAGGACUUUU
Messenger RNA from Nymphalis io (European peacock), 1358 nucleotides. RefSeq names its product testis-expressed protein 9-like. The record is from RefSeq and is a predicted model, not a curated record. The transcript has 7 exons. The coding region runs from base 123 to 1211 and encodes 362 amino acids. Lineage: Eukaryota; Metazoa; Arthropoda; Insecta; Lepidoptera; Nymphalidae.